AUGGCUGAGGUUAGCGGAAGCUCAGUUUGUUUAUAUCUAUUCUAAAUGUAUUUAUUUUGUCUUUACAUUUUUAAGUGAGUUUGUAGUAUCCAUUUGUGAUGUCGACUCUAAGUGUUUUUACAAACCUUUCUUCUAGUUACAACUGAUUUUCGUUAACCUAAAAAAAGCAAAAUAGUUGAAAUCAUGUCAUCCUAAAGAUAUAUGCAUGAGUAGACCAGAACUCUGCGCUUUUAGAAAAAAGUCAAGGGUAACCCUGUUGUGAGCAAUGUGCUCACCAGAAUUUUUUUAGGGUGAGCAGUAUGAGCGGAGCGGGGCAGUCAGUGUACUUCUGGCGGCGGAAACAAGCCAUAAAAAAGGUGAGUGUGUAGUCGGAGCCAAAAAAAGUUUCUGAGAAGAAGUCGCGCACCAGAAGCAAAGGAAGAUCAGCUGUUUGCAUGGUUUUCUCAGCCUCCGUAGACUUUUCUACCUGAUUGGGUACACUGUCGGAGCUUACCCAUUCGCCUACUUGACAGUUGCGGUGACUCUCCGCUUCUCAGCAACAACUAAAUAGUUUUUUGUAGGCGCUGAUCUCAAUCAAUUCGGGUGCCAUGUACAAAAUGGUGCUGAAGGACCGAAUAAGAGACGGGUACACGCCUACCAACGCACCGUCGCGAUACGAAACUGAUGUGCUCAGGUUGCAAACGUGCUUUAGUUUAGAUCAAAUUGUCUCGUUGCAGGGAAUUUUAUAACAUUUCGGGUGAUCCAGCCAUGACAAUCGUCCUUCUGCAACCAAAAAAUAAAACUUCCAUGCACGAAAAAGCCAAUUUGGAUGAAGCUGAGCGCUUGAUCAAGUUCCCAUCAACUCAGAAUACAAGAAUUAAUUACCAAUUCGUUCAGGUUCAUAUCCGAAGAAUUUGAAGCCACUAACAAUGGUCAAAAAGUGCGUUUUUCGGAUAUGUGCGAACCAUACUGUGGAAUCAACAAAGUGUUUGAACUGUUCAAGGUUAAUUUACAUUUUCCUUCACAAAUUGAAAAGAGUUUUUCAGUCUGCAUUCGACGAGCAAUAUGCAAGAGUUGAAACUAAUCAGUCGCUGUUGCUGGUGUCCAAUCUCAGUUACCCAUUGGCGACUGUGAAAGGUUUCCAAGUUCAUUUGGAAAGAAGUUUCUUUGGCGUCGUGUUGCAAAAUAAUUCGAAUGCGCAAGACGAAGGCCAAGUGGAACUCGAGAAGCUUCAUCGAAGAGUAACUAAUAUGAAGCACGUGCAGGUUUUUCUUUCUGAUUUCAUGUCUUUUAAUUAUCGAACUUUCUCCUAACAGGUGAUAGUGUUCAUAUUUCGAGGAGACAGGAACACAAAACAACGGGAAGAGGAACUGAACCGUUGGGAACUUGCUCUUUACGAAUGGGGCCUCACAGAACACAAGAGUGAAAUAAUCGACUUGCAAGUGGUCGGUACAGAAAUUCUGGACAACGAGAUGAUGAAAGAUGGACGGAGACUGACGCCUUUUUUUGCCGCUGGUAUUUUUUUUUUCAUGUCUCCCAAAUAUUUUUUUUGUAGGCUUUGGGUUUGAAAUAACGUUUGUGAGCGCAUGCGUUAUACUUAGUGCUGUUUUUCAUGACCAUCUCGACGCUGGAAAAAUGUUGGGUGUCCGUUUAUAAAAAGAAGUGUGGUUAUUUUUAGUAUCAUUAGUUUGGGCGCAGUUUUGUGCCCAAUACUGGCGAUCACGUCAACAUACGGUAUUGUCUCCAUUUUGGACAUGAGAAUCAACUCCUUCAUGCUGGUCAUGCCAUUUUUAGUGAUGGGGAUCGGUGAGUUGUAUUUUCUGGUUGUAUUGACCAUUUCGCCUGUCAUUUUGGGAUUUAGGAGUCGAUUCCUGCUUUUUGAUGAUCCACAGCUGGCAAACUGUUCGAUCGGACGGCUGUAGUACGAGUGAACGUUUAGGUAUAUAUUCUCUCGCAAAAAAACCUCAGACUUCUUUUUGUUAAAACGGGUGUUCAGGAAUGGUGUACGAGACGGUCGGCCCUUCAAUAACAAUCACUUCUCUAACCGAUUUCCUCUCUUUUGCCAUCGGCGCCCUUGCCCCAACACCUGGUUUGUGAGGAAGUUACGGUCUUUCAACAUUUUUGCAGAAACGCGAUUGUUUUGUAUUGCGUCUUUUAUCGCGUUGGCUCUCACUUAUAUCCUGCAGUUAGUCUUAUUUGGACCUAUUUUGGCCCUUGCUACCCGAUUUGAACGAACAAAUGUCUCGGAAAAUCAGAACAGCAAAUGGAGAAAUUUGGUUAGCUAUUUUGAAAAUUGAAAAAAAGUUUUCUCUUCAGAUACGAUCUUUUUGGACUAGUGCUAUCAAAGUUUAUUGUAAACUUCUUGUGAACCGUGUUUUCUUCUGUUUGGUUGUGGUUUUCACUGCUGUUUACUGGUAUUUUGCAAUUUACGGUAGUUCCCUUUUUUUUUCUCAUUGCAACGGGAAUUUCUGCAGGCUUGCUCACUAUGAAGACGCGGUUGGAUACGGUCAAAAUUCUUCCAAAAGAUUCUCCACUUCAAAAACCUAACCGCGUUUUAACAAACAUUGGUAUUGAUAGGAUCUCUGAACAUGUUAUAGCGUUUCAAUUUUAGUAUGGGCUGAAUAUCACCCUGUGACAAUAAUUGUGAACACCCGACUGGACGUUACCGACAAAUAUCAAAUGAAGAGGUUUUGGUCGAUGGUGGACGAUUUUGAAACGAUGCCGCAUUCUAAAGGUAACCACUGCUUCUCGAUUUUAAGAUUCAAUACUUUCCAUGGUUUUUCUGAAAGGUUAAAACAUAUUCCAGGCUCUACAUCAAGUUUGUUGUGGUUGCGAGACUACAUUCAAUUCUGGUAUUAUGGAGAACCUUAUGACAUCUGGGCCAUUCUAGGGCUUUCGAUUUCGGAGCCCAACCCAAUUAUUGAUCCUUUACAAGUUCAUAAUAGUUAACUUUCCUUUUAAUUUUUUAGGAUUUUAGGCUAAUAUAACAACUGGAAAACUGAGCUCGUUUCUUCGUUCGCCUUUUUACGCUCAUUGGCAGUCUUUCAUACAUAUUGAAAACAAGACGUAAGUAAUCCUUUCCCAAUAAUUAUAGUAUAGAACGAACAUUUGUAAACCUUGAAAGCUAAGUUAUAUCAAAAAAAACCAUCUUAAGGGGCGAUGCACAUGUGGAAAGGUUCAUGAUGUCGGUGGCUUAUCAGAAUACGUCUCAGUGGGACACUCGAAUCCAGUUGAUGAGCGAUUGGAGACAAAUCGCAUCCAAGUAGGCUUUCAAAUGUCAACAGAUCAAAAAUAGGUACUUUCAGCUAUUCUGAUUUGAAUGUCACAGUUUGGGAGCCAAACGGAAUGUUUGUCGAUCAGAUGUUGAGUUUGGGUAAAACAGCAACACAGGUGAAUUUCAUUAAUUAGUUCAUGAAUAAAAAUGACCUUGAUAAGUUUGAACUUUUUUUUCGAUUUAUGCAAAAAUGGCAAUGAAAAACUAGUUGGAGAGAUUCUGGAGAUGUGAAAUGAUUGCAGACGGCGUUAUGGACUCUCAUUUGCAUGGCGGUUGUUUGCGCGAUUUUCAUUCCAAAUCCGUGCAGCGUCACUACGGCGGCUAUUUCUAUCGCUUCCAUAACAGUUGGUGAGAUUUUUUUUACAAUAAAGUUAUUUAUUUUUGCAGUUGUCAUUCAAUUCAAAAGCCGUCUUUAAGUUUGAGAUGAAAUAUUUGAAAGUUUCAACCAUCAAAAAUUCAAUUUUUCUCAAAAAACUUUGCUAGAAGUAGUACCGGGUAAUUCUGAACAUUCGAACCUUCCUUAUGAAAAAAACCAGCACUUUGAAUGGAUUUAAUUUAGAAGGUAUUCAUUUAUUAGUUCGGACAAUUUUCUAAACAUUUCCAAAGUUCCAAAAGAGACAAAAAACGGAUUUGGGAUUGAACGAAAUUUAAAGAAAAAAGAACUCACUGAACUUGUGAAACUUUUCUCUCAUAUGCAUGCUGAAAAGGAAGCUAGUUGAUGCAAAUGAAAAGUUUACAGGCGUGAUGGGAUUCCUGUCACUGUGGAAUUUCGACCUCGAUCCUGUAGUCAUGGCGGCGGUCCUCAUGUCCAUCGGACUCAGCGUCGAUUUCAUCGCCCAUGUUGCUUAUCAUUUCCAAGUCCGCAAACGUUACUGACCUCGAUGGUCAUUUCUCCUUUCAGCUCGCUCAUCGCAAAGAGAUCAAAGAAGGCGAGGUCGUAAAGAUCCCUUUACGCGGUCCAACGGAGAGGCUGGAGCACACUUUGGACGCUGUGGCAUGGCCGAUGAUUCAAGCCGGAGUUUCCACUAUUUGUUGCAUUCUCCCGUUGCUUUUUCGAGCGGUGAGCAGAACAAUUGAAAAUUGAAGGACUCAAUCUCAUGAAAAAAGAUCUUGAUAAGUUUUUUUUUUACUUUGGAUGUUCGAUUGAAUCAGGAAGCGAAAAUCUCCCUAAUUUUCGGUUAAAUUGACUUUUCUGAUCCAGCCUCAUAUUGUGUUUUUCAUCUCCAUGGUAUUUUCAAAUUCAAUGGAGGUCAUAAAUAAUUCCGACUUUUCGGUUCUUUUUUUCACAGUGAUCUUAGUUUGUAGUUGCAAAUUAUUUAGUUUUUGAAAUCGUACUUGGGACUUUUUUUCGAAAAGUUGAACAUCUUUUUUUAAAUAUAAAAUUAAAAAAAUAAAUCAAAAAAAGAUCCGUAGAUCUCCGCAAACCUGUUUUUGAGGAGAUAAUUUUUAAUUUUUUUAAUCAAUUUUCGUAAUAAACAACCAGGAAGGCUCGAAAUAAGAUGUUUGUUCUAAGAGCCUGAAAUAACUGUCAGUUCAUGGAUACAAGAGAAAGUCGGUUCGCUCAAAGAAUGGGAAUUCAUGUCACUUUUUCAGACCGAAAAGUUGGCGGCUUCUUUUGAUGUUUAUUUUCGACUGAUUUAUGAGGUAGAAUCAGUUAGGUAAAAAUACACAUACUGUCAUUCCUACACAUUGAGAAGCAAAAAACUAUCUUCGAGCAAUUUUUGAGUACCACCGAGUGCAUAAAUUAAGAGGAAACAAUUGCAGAGCUAUUCGCCAUCCGUCUUCGUGGCAGCAAUUUUCCUCGUUGUUUCUCUGGGAAUGCUUCACGGCCUGCUGGUACUUGACAAAUCGUCCUUCGUCUCAUGUCGACCCUUGUUUUCAGAUCUUGCCGUCGUUCCUUGCUGCUUUACCGGAGUCCCUCACCACGGCCAAUUGCUACCGUAUCUUCCUCUCGACUUCAUCUGAGCGCAGUUGCCGCUACGUCGAUCGCCGCGAGAGCGCUGCGAGCGUCGAAAUGCACAAAAUACCGACUGAUGACGAGUCUAAAUAA
Molecule: messenger RNA, 5303 nt
Organism: Caenorhabditis auriculariae
Lineage: Eukaryota; Metazoa; Nematoda; Chromadorea; Rhabditida; Rhabditidae
Source: the annotation of a GenBank genome assembly